Messenger RNA from Gastrolobium bilobum, 2151 nucleotides. Its product is annotated as beta-amylase 3, chloroplastic-like. The transcript is spliced from 4 exons. NCBI's taxonomy places the organism in Eukaryota, Viridiplantae, Streptophyta, Magnoliopsida, Fabales, Fabaceae. Gene Ontology annotation, molecular function: beta-amylase activity. Gene Ontology annotation, biological process: polysaccharide catabolic process. The record is from RefSeq and is a predicted model, not a curated record. Bases 148 to 1821 code for a protein of 557 amino acids.
AUCUCUCCUCCACAAUCUGGGCGGAGUGCAGUGUAGUGUACGUGUAGUUUGCAUUUCUCCCCUCACUGUACUCACUCUGCAAGUGACACACUCUCCUCUUUUUUUGCAAUUCAAACAUUGAAACCCUAACUCUGUAAUUCCCAAUCAAUGGCGAUCCUAUCUCAAUCAACCGCUAGCUUCUCACCUUCCUUCAUCUCCACUCGGAACGAUUUGACUCGCCUAACACGGUUCCCCUGCGUCACCUUGACUCAGUUCCGCAGAAACCAAACCCGCUCUUCAACUCGUCGACUUAUCGUAUCUUCUCGUCUCAAUUCCUCUAAAUCCUCUGAUGCCGGUGGCUCUGUCUCGCCGGACAACGGCGAUAUCCCCUACGAGCUCCAACACGAUUUUUCGCCGCAGCGUGAGAGGAGUGGAUCGCCGGUGUUCGUAACGCUCCCUGUGAAUUCGGUUGGUCGAGAAGGACAGGUUUGGAGGCCCAAAGCUAUGAUGUUUUCGCUUAGAGCGCUGGCUUCGGCAGGUGUAGAAGGCGUGGUUGUUGAGAUUUGGUGGGGUUUGGUUGAGAGGAAUGAGCCUAGGGUUUAUAAUUGGCGAGGAUAUCAGGAACUGGUGAUGAUGGCUUGCAUGUGUGGCCUUAAGGUUCGAGCUGUUCUUUCGUUCCAUCAGUACGGCACAGGCCCUGAUGAUCCUAAUUGGAUACCACUUCCCCUAUGGGUGCUUGAUGAGAUACAUAAAGAUCCGGAGUUAUCAUAUUCUGACAGGUUUGGAAGAAGAAAUAUUGAAUAUAUUUCCCUUGGAUGUGAUAUUCUUCCAGUGCUACGGGGACGUUCUCCUAUUCAAGCAUACGCAGAUUUGAUGAGGGACUUCAGGGACACUUUCAGGCCUUCGCUUGGUGUUAUCAUUACAGGUGUACAGAUUGGCAUGGGUCCUGGCGGUGAACUAAGAUAUCCUUCAUUCUCUUCACAGAAGCCAAAUUUGGCUUUGCCUCAUGAACUUGGAGAGUUUCAAUGCUAUGAUAAGUAUAUGCUUGCUUCUCUAAAUGCGUUUGCAAGAAAUAUUGGAAAGCGUGAAUGGGGAAAUGGUGGUCCGUUUGGUACUGGAAGUUUGACGCAAGAUCCUGAGCAUACUGAUUUUUUUAGAAAUGAGGGUGGCUCUUGGAACACACCAUAUGGUAAAUUUUUCCUUGAAUGGUACUCAGGUAUGCUGCUACUGCAUGGGGAGAGAAUCUGUAGGGAAGCUGAAACGAUAUUUAGGGGUACAGAAGUCCAUAUAUCAGCAAAAUUGGCUGCCAUUCACUGGCAUUAUGUGACACAAUCCCAUCCAUCGGAGUUAACUGCAGGCUAUUACAAUACUUUUAACAGGGAUGGAUACUUACCCAUCGCUCGCAUGUUUAGUAAAUAUGGAUUCUCAAUGUGCUGCUCUUGUUUUGAAAUGCAAGAUGCAGUAAUGAAGAAGAUCAAUCCAGAUGGUAGCCCUGAAGGUUUUCUUAGGCAGCUUUUGCUGGCUGCUAGGCUCUGUGACUUACCACUUGAAGGUCAAAAUUUUUCAACUAAUUUGGAUGAUGGUGCAUUCACCCAGGUGCUGAAGAUGUCAAAAUUUUACUCGAAUGGGAUUGAGAAGCGCCCCUUCUCAUUCAAUUUCGUAAGAAUGGGGAAAAAAAUGUUUGAAUCCCGAAAUUGGGAUCGGUUUACUCGUUUUGUGAGGCAAAUGUCUGAUGGAAACAUUUUUCGAGCCAGAUUAAAUUCUGUAGGUGACUUACGGUUGAAGACCACACCUGGGGCCGCAGAAGUGAGACUGUUGUACCGGCUAUACCAGCACAGUUGAAACUAGUUUCGGUUUCUGUUCUAAAGGCAUAUUUUAGUAUUACCACCAUCGUUGCAAGAUAAUCUGAUGACCUCUGGUCUAGUGUUGUGAAAUGUGUAGUAACUGCUGAUUCUUUGCAUGAUUCUUUUAUUGCUUUUCGGGAACUAGUUACUUCUUCAAAGUACCGCAUUACAUUGCCUUCCAGAUUUUUAAUAUGGGUGGCAUGUUAUCCACUUGUACCUGUAUUCCAAAUAGCUUGAGACACAAUCUUGAAACCAGUUACUGUUGGGGAUCUUAGUUUUGGGGCUCUGUUUAAUCCUUUGUUCUAAUGAGAUGGACUCUUGCCAUGCU